AUGCCUCAGUUUACCAAGGACUUUAACGACAAAACAAAGGACAGAAAUGGAGAGGUGGUUCCAGUGGUUUUCACCAUACUUCCCAAUAAAACCUUUACCUUCGAGAUAAAGACCACCCCGGUUCCAAUAAUGAUCAAGAAGCACCUGAAUCUGGAGAAGGGAGCCUCCGAGCAGAAGCAGACUGUGGGAACUCUAUCCAAAGCCAAUCUUAGAAAGAUAGCGGAAUACAAGAUGAAGGAUUCCAAUGCCAACAGCAUUGAGGCUAUGGAAAGUAUGAUUAUCGGAACCGCUAAACAGAUGGGUGUUGUGAUUGAGGAAUAA
Molecule: messenger RNA, 321 nt
Organism: Rattus rattus (black rat)
Lineage: Eukaryota; Metazoa; Chordata; Mammalia; Rodentia; Muridae
Product: 50S ribosomal protein L11-like
Exons: 1
Coding region: 1-321 (106 amino acids)
Biological process (GO): translation
Cellular component (GO): large ribosomal subunit; ribosome
Molecular function (GO): structural constituent of ribosome; large ribosomal subunit rRNA binding
Source: RefSeq, a predicted model, not a curated record